CAUAGUCCUGCUCACACGUGGGUGGGGGGGUGGAGGGAUGGAAGGGGAGUAGGCGGGAUUUGGGGGUUCCCCGCCUCCCUCCCCUGUCCACUCCUCGCCUUCCAUCCAGCUGCCUGGAGUCCCCGAGCGGCACGUGCAUGGGGCGGAACCGCAGGCAGGGGAUGGAGGGAUGAGAAGACGCACAGUCCUCUGCUCCCUCCAGGCCUGCGUGCUUCCUGGGGGACAUGGUUGCACCCUGCCCGGGGGUGAGGUUGUGCACGACCUUGUAGUGGUUUUCGCGCCCUCUGCUGGCCUGCGGGUUCACUACAGGGACAUAAUCAAGAUAAUUGGCGUAUGGGUGCAGGGAGGACCCUAUAAAUAAUGUUUAGGGUGCUGGAGGUUGAGUAGGUAAGGUCCACUAGGCUUAGUUGUUAGGGUGCUGGGAACUCAGUAGAGAAGGAUCUGGCCAUCUCUGCUGGUCUGUAGGCAUACACACAUGGGCAAAGAGAGAAAGUAAGAGAUGGAGGAGGAAAAAUAGGAAGGAAAGAAAGAGAGAAAGACAGCUAAUUGAAACUUGAGUACUAUUUGGUGCUGAUUUGCUGAAUUUGAACCAACAUACACAGGUAAAUGUGCAAAGAUUAAACCAGAAGAAAAUGACGUGGUGACCGUUUCUGAGCCCAGCUAUUCCAUAUGGAACGCAGUGUAUGCAGUGUCCCAUGCCCUCUAUAAAACGCUGUUGAUCAAAAUUGAAAUGCAAUCUAAAGAAGACAGAAAGAUGGACUGGCUUCUUCCGUGCCAGGAUGUAGUGACUUAUGAUGAUGUGCAUGUGAACUUCACUCGGGAAGAGUGGGCUUUGCUGAAUCCUUCCCAGAAAAGUCUCUACAAAGAUGUGAUGCUGGAGACCUACAGGAACCUGUUUGCUAUAGGCUUCAAUUGGGAAGACCAUAAUAUUGAAGAACACGGUCAAAGUUCUGGAAGACUUAGAAGGAAUGAAAGAACACAUACCAGAGAGAAACCCUAUCAAUGUAAUCAAUGUGAAAAAGCUUUUUCCCAACCCAGUCAUCUCCAAAGACAUAGAGUAACACAUACUGGAGACAAACCUUAUGAAUAUAACCAGUAUGGGAUAGACUUUUUACAACUCAAUCAUCUGCAGAGAUAUAAAAGAACUCAUGCCAGAGAAAAACCCUAUGAAUGCAACCAGUGUAGUAAAGCUUUUUCAUGUCAGGGUAAUCUCAAAAUUCAUAAAAGAACACAUACUGGAGAGAAACCCUAUGAAUGUAACCAGUGUGGUAAAGCCUUUUCACAACAUGGUAGUCUUUUGGUACAUGAGAGAAUACAUACUGGAGAGAAACCAUAUGAGUGUAACCAGUGUGGUAAAGCCUUUUCAUGUCAUGGUCAUCUCCAACGUCAUAAAAGAACACAUACUAGAGAGAAACCCUGUGAAUGUAACCAGUGUGGUAAAGCCUUUUCAUGUGAUCGUAAUCUCCAAAGACAUAAAAGAACACAUACUGGAGAGAAACACUAUGAAUGCACCCAGUGUGGUAAAGCCAUUUCAUGUCAGAGUAAUCUCAAAAUUCACGAAAGAACACAUACUGGAGAGAAACCCUAUGAAUGUACCCAGUGUGGUAAAGCCUUUUCACGUCAUGCUCAUCUCGAACGUCAUAAAAGAACACAUACAGGAGAGAAACCCUAUGAAUGCAACCUGUGUGGUAAAGCCUUUUCAUGUGACCGCAAUCUCCAAAGACAUAAAAGAAUACAUACUGGGGAGAAACCCUAUGAAUGCAACCAGUGUGGUAAAGCCUUUUCAUGUCAGGGUAAUCUCAAAGUUCAUAAAAGAACACAUACUGGAGAGAAACCCUAUGAAUGUACCCAUUGUGGUAAAGCCUAUUCAUGUGACCGUAAUCUCCAAAGACAUAAAAGAACACAUACUGGAGAGAAACUCUAUUAAUAUAACCAGUUACAUAAAGGUUUUUCAAAAUGUGGUAAUCUAAAAAUUGAUAAAAGAACACAUACUGGGAAGAAACCCUAUGAAUAUAACCAGUGUGGUAAAGCCUUUUCAGAAUGUUUUAAUGUCCAAAAUCAUAAAAUAGUACUUACUGGAGAGAAACAAUGCAAAUGUAAUCAGUAUGCUAGAGCAUGUUUACAACAUAGUCAUCUGCAAGUACAUGAAAGAACACAUACCAGAGUGAAAUCCUGUGAAUGUAACCAGUGUUGGAAAGAGUCACCACAGCAUGGUAUUCUCCAAAUACAUAAAAAUGCACAGACUGGAGAGAAUCCGUAUGAGGGUAACCACUAUAAAACUUUUUCACCAUAUGGUAAUCUCCAAAUACAUAAAAAGACACACAAGGGAGAGAAAGCCUACAAAUGUAUUCAGUGUGGGAAAGUAUUUUGUCAAAACUUUUAUCUGCACCCUGCACAAAACUAAAAUCCAAGUGGAUCAAAGACCUCAAUGUUAAUCCAGACACAUUAAAUUGGUUAGAAGAAAAAGUGGGAAAUAGCCUAGAACUCAUUGGCACAGGAGAGUACUUCCUGAACAGAACACCAAUAGCAUAAGCUCUAAGAUCAACAAUAAAUAGGACCUCAUGAAACUGAAAAGCUUCUGUAAAGCAAAGGACACUGCUUUCAAAACAAAAUGACAACCUACCAACUGGGAAAGGAUCUUCACCAACCCUGUAUCUGCCAGAGAGCUAAUAUCCAGUAUAUAUAAAGAACUAAAGAAGUUCAAAAGCAACAAAUCAAGUAAUCCAAUUAAAAAAUGGGGUACAGAGGUAAACAGAGAACUCUCUGUGGAGGAAUGUAAAAUGGCAGAGAAACACUUAAAGAAAUGUUCAAUGUCCUUAGCCAUCAGGGAGAUGCAAACCAAAUGACCUUGAUAUUUCACCUUACACCCAUCAGAAUGGCUAAGAUAAAAAUCUCAAGUGUCAACACAUGCUGGAGAGGUUGUGGAGAAAGGGGAACCCUCCUCCAUUGCUGGUGGGAAUGUAAACUUGUACAACCACUUUUGAAAUUAAUCUGGCCCUUUCUCAGACAAUUAGGAAUAGUGCUUCCUCAAGAUCUAACUAUCCCACUCCUAGGCAAAUAUCCAAAAUAUGCUCAAGUACACAACAAGGAUAUUUGUUCAACCAUGUUUGUAGCAGCUUUACUUGUAAUAGCCAGAACCUGGAACCAACCAAGAUGUCCCUCAACAGAGGAAUGGAUACAGAAGUUGUGGUACUUUUACACAAUGGGAUGCUACUCAGCAAUUAUAAACAAGGAAAUCAUGAAAUUUGCAGGCAAACAGUGGGACCUAGAACAGAUCAUCCUGAGUGAGGUAUCCUAGAAGCAGAAAGACACAUACAGUGUAUACUCACUUAUAAGUGGAUACUAGACCUGUAAGAUAGGAUAAACAUACUAAAAUCUGUACACCUAAAUAAGCUUAACAAGGGGCAAGAAGAUCAAUACUUACUUAGAAAUACAAAUUUGAUGGACAUUGGAAGUAGGAGAAAGCAAGAAGUAAUAUAGGAGCCCAUCAUAGAGGGUCUCUGAAAGACUCUACCUAGCAGUGUAUUAAAGAAGAUGCUGACUUUGGGCAGAGUACAGGGAAUCAUAUGAAAGAAGAGAGAGUUAAUAAGACCUGAAGGGAACAGAAGCUCCAGAAGGACCAAAUUUAUCCUUGUUUGAGACUGAUACUCCAACCAGGGACCAUGUUUGGAUAUAACUUAGAAUCCCUGCUUGGACGUAGCCCAUUGCAGCUCAGUAUCCAAAUGGCUUCUCUUGUAAGGGGAACAAGGACUGUCUCUGGCAUGAACUCUGUGGCUAACUCUUUGACCUCCUCACCUCCCCCAUGGGAGGAGCAGCCUAGCUAGGCCACAGAGGAGCACAUUGCAGCUUGUCCUGGUGAGACCUGAUAAGGGUCAGAUGGAAGGUGAGGAGGAGGACCUUCCCUAUGAGUGGACUUAGAGAGGGGCAAGGAGGAUAUGAGGGAGGGAGGGUGAGCUUGGGAGGGAAUGAGGGAGGGGCUACAGCUGGGAUACAAAGCAUACAAACUGCAAUUAACAUAAAAAAUAAAAAUUUAAUAAAAAAUUUUAUCUGCAAAGACAAAAGAACACAUACUGGAGAGAAAUCCUAUGAAUGUUUUUAAUAGGAUGAAGACUUUGAACAUUUCUGUAGUGUCCAUUAUCAGAAAAGAAUUCAUUGUGCAGGAAAUCUCUAUGAACAUAUUUAAUUUGGUACAUGAAACUCUGCCUUUUCAUCUAUCUGGUAGAGAUAUAAGGAAAUAGUAUAUUCAUCAGUCAACUGCAUAUCUCACAACAUAGCUUGAUGUUCUAUGGAUAUGUAUAUAUUAUAUAUUGUUCCAUAAUUCUUCAUAUUCACAGUAGGUAUCCUUUGACACUUCAUCUUGAAGUAUUAGCUUCUCAGGAAAUUACGUAGUGAUGCUAGACAAUGUAACAACAUUUUCAUUUCUUGCUAGUAAAAAGAAUUCUGGUGUGUGUACUAUGAUUAUGGGUUUUUAGCACAUGUCUAUGUGGAUAGUAGAAGACAACUUUUUGGUCUACUUUUUGUCGUCUUUGUAUGCCAAUGAAAUGUCAAGUUGCCAGCUUUGCAUACCUCAGAUAUUUCCACAAAGCUGACAAACUGAUUCUGAAAUAAGGUUGGUUGAAAUAUCCAUAAAAUCUUGUCUUCUUUUCAAAUUGGAAAUGUCAUCAUAUAAGGGUGGAGAAAGCAUGAUGAUCUGAAUAAUAAAUCGUAUUGUCAAAGAAAAUUA
Molecule: messenger RNA, 4723 nt
Organism: Meriones unguiculatus (Mongolian gerbil)
Lineage: Eukaryota; Metazoa; Chordata; Mammalia; Rodentia; Muridae
Product: zinc finger protein 431-like
Exons: 5
Coding region: 731-1927 (398 amino acids)
Biological process (GO): central nervous system development; regulation of transcription by RNA polymerase II
Cellular component (GO): nucleus
Molecular function (GO): DNA-binding transcription factor activity, RNA polymerase II-specific; RNA polymerase II cis-regulatory region sequence-specific DNA binding
Source: RefSeq, a predicted model, not a curated record